Messenger RNA from Stylophora pistillata, 1135 nucleotides. RefSeq lists its product as uncharacterized. The record is from RefSeq and is a predicted model, not a curated record. NCBI's taxonomy places the organism in Eukaryota, Metazoa, Cnidaria, Anthozoa, Scleractinia, Pocilloporidae.
AGAGAAUGAACCACCAAACCAAGCUGUAUUAGCCACCAUCUUGAAAGAGGUCAAAGAAAUAGAGCAGAUUCAAAAUGAUUCUCUUUGUACCGAAAGAGGAAUUCUAGAUGCUAUUUCUCAAAACUUUACAUCGUCAAAGAAACAAAGACGACAGGAAGAAAAUGGUACCUACGAGCAGUAUCAGAAGGAGCAAAAGAAGCGCCAGAGAAUUAAAAGGUGGAAAAUGAAUUCAGUUUCUAGAAUUUUCCCUUCCUUGACCACUAUUUGGCACUUAGGUUCAGGAUUGAAUGCAGUAAAUGUUGCUCUUGGGAAGCCCACUCUUCAGUCUUCAACAUAUAACAAUACUGACUUGAGUUUGUCAGGUGUGUCAUGGAAAGCAGUGGAUGGUAAUUCUGAUACUUACUUUAGAAAUGGAAGCUGUUCACAUACUCGGCCAGACGAUCCAAGCUGGUGGAGAGUUGACCUGGGUUCAGAUAAGGUGGCAGUCUCUGACAUAUCCAUAGUCAACAGAUUUUCAACAUCGCCUGAUGUGUUGGCCCGAAAUAAAAACUAUACAAUUACAUUGGAUAAUCUUGCAUUUAGAAAACAGACAAGUCAAAGUAGUGAAGAGCAGGGUCGUGUAAGUAGCAGGGCAGUUGAUGGAAUAAGUUACCCAAACUGGGUUAAUGGAAGCUGUACCCUCAUUGAUGGAGAACACAACCCUUGGUGGAGAGUUGACCUGGGACAAGUUGAACCAGUUUCAGAAGUAUACUUAGUCAGUCAAGCAGAAGUGUGGCAUUUUGAGAUCAGAGUGGGCACAGUACCUGAUAAUGGAGGAACUACCUAUCCUAAGUGCGGAGAUAAGCAGAGUUAUAGUCUACCACAAGGAAAAGGUGUAUCCUUUUUCUGUCGUCCUGUUCUAUUUGGAAGAUAUGUGACAAUAAGAAAAUUAAGAACUGAUGCCAAAAACCUCACAAUUUGUGAGGUAGAAGUUUAUUCUGAAAGGAGAGGUAACAUAUCUCAUAUAAACUAUAUUAUAUGUUUGACAAAUUCGCACUGUUUGAAGUCUCAAGGUAUUACAUUAAGGAGUUAUAAUACUAAUGUACACUAAUUCAUAGGUUUUUUCCAUAUAUGUGCGUUGCCUUUAGGAUCUUGG